Daldinia caldariorum is the source of this 1071-nucleotide messenger RNA. RefSeq names its product iron permease FTR1. Gene Ontology annotation, cellular component: high-affinity iron permease complex; plasma membrane. Gene Ontology annotation, biological process: iron ion transmembrane transport. Lineage: Eukaryota; Fungi; Ascomycota; Sordariomycetes; Xylariales; Hypoxylaceae. The record is from RefSeq and is a predicted model, not a curated record. The transcript has 4 exons. Gene Ontology annotation, molecular function: ferrous iron transmembrane transporter activity. The coding region runs from base 1 to 1071 and encodes 356 amino acids.
AUGGCGUCGGAUACUGUCUUCGCCGUUCCCGUAUUUCUCGUCGUGUUUCGAGAAACACUCGAAACGGUUAUCAUCGUCUCUGUUUUGUUGGCUUUUCUUAAGCAGACCCUCGAUGGCCCUAGUCGAGAUGUAAAGGUGUACAAGACACUCGUCAAGCAGGUAUGGGUUGGAGUUGGGCUCGGCUUCUUCCUCUGCCUCGUCGUUGCCGGAGGAUUGAUCGGCGCCUUCUAUACCCUGGGCAAAGAUAGCUGGGCGUUAAACGAAUACAACUACGAAGGAGCAUUUGCCCUCGUCGCGUCCAUCAUCAUUAGCAUCGUUGGCGUGGCCCUUCUCCGCGUUGGAAAAAUGCAGGAGAAGUGGCGGGUCAAGCUCGCCAAAGCUCUCGAAACCCCUGUGGUCACGGGCAGUCGACGAAAUGGUUGGCUGAAGCGCGUCGCUGAGAAGUACGCGAUGUUCUUUCUCCCCUUUAUCACCGUCUUGAGAGAAGGCAUCGAAGCCAUUGUCUUCGUAGCCGGCGUGUCUUUCUCUGCGCCAGCAACUGCGGUUCCGCUGCCCGUAGUCGUCGGGCUAAUCGCCGGCUUUAUCGUGGGAUACAUCCUAUAUAAGGGAGGAGCGGGAGCAAAAUUGCAGUACUUCCUAAUAGCUUCUACAUGUCUGCUGUAUCUAGUGGGCGCCGGUCUCUUCUCACGUUCUGUGUGGUACUUUGAAAACCAGCAGUGGAACAACGUCAUUGGUGGCGAUGCGGCCGAACUGGGAGAUGGACCGGGUUCCUAUGAUGUCGACAAGAGUGUCUGGCACGUGAACUGCUGUAGCCCUGAGCUAAACGGUGGCGAAGGGGGUUGGGGAAUAUUCAAUGCCAUACUUGGAUGGACGAACUCGGCAACAUACGGCUCAGUCAUUUCUUAUAACCUCUAUUGGAUCGCCGUCAUGAUCUCGUUCGGCGUUAUGAGAUACCGUGAAGUUAAAGGACAUUUGCCGUUUAUGAAACCCAAGGAGAGUUCAGUGGGUUCGGUAGUCCAAGCUGAUAAACCAGAAGAAGAGAAGACCGCACCUCAGGUUUCAGUUGCUUAG